Molecule: messenger RNA, 1306 nt
Organism: Candidula unifasciata
Lineage: Eukaryota; Metazoa; Mollusca; Gastropoda; Stylommatophora; Geomitridae
Source: the annotation of a GenBank genome assembly
AGACCUGACCGUGUUGAGAGACCUGACCGUGUUGAGAGACCUGAUCGUGUUGAGAGACCUGACUGUGUUGAGAGACCAGACCGUGUUGAGAGACCUGACUGUGUUGAGAGACCUGACUGUGUUGAGAGACCUGAUCGUGUUGACACAACUGAAUGUGUUGAGAAAAUUGAAUGUGUUGAAAGAACUAAACGUAUUGCGAGAACUGAAUAUGUUGAGAAAACUGAAUGUGUUGAAAGAACUAAACGUAUUGAGAAAACUGAAUGUGUUGAAAGAACUAAACGUAUUGAGAGAACUGAAUGUGUAUAGAGUACGGAACGUAUUGAGAGAACUGAAUGUGUUGAGAGAACUGAAUGUGUUGAGAGAACUGAAUGUGUUGAGAGAAUUGAAUGUGUUGAGAGAAUUGAAUGUGUUAAGAGAACUGAAUGUGUUAAGAGAACUGAACGUAUUGAGAGAACUGAAUGUGUUGAGAGACAUGAACGUAUUGAGAGAACUGAAUGUGAUGAGAGACAUGAACGUAUUGAGAGAACUGAAUGUGUUGAGAGAACUGAAUGUGUUGAGAGAACUGAAUGUGUUGAGAGAAUUGAAUGUGUUGAGAGAACUGAACGUAUUGAGAGAACUGAAUGUGUUGAGAGACAUGAAAGUAUUGAGAGAACUGAAUGUGUUGAGAGAACUGAAUGUGUUGAGAGAACUGAAUGUGUUGAGAGAAUUGAAUGUGUUGAGAGACAUGAACGUAUUGAGAGAACUGAAUGUGUUGAGAGAUCUGAAUGUGUUGAGAGAACUGAAUGUGUUGAGAGAAUUGAAUGUGUUGAGAGAAAUGAAUGUAUUGAGAGAACUGAAUGUGUUGAGAGAAUUGAAUGUGUUGAGAGAAUUGAAUGUGUUGAGAGAACUGAAUGAGUUGAGAGAACUGAAUGUGUUAAGAGAACUGAACGUAUUAAAAGAAUUGAAUGUGUUGAGAGAACUGAAUGUGUUGAGAGAAUUGAAUGUGUUGAGAAAACUAAACAUAUUAAGAGAAUUGAAUGUAGAACUAAACAUAUUGAGAGAAUUGAAUGUGUUGAGAGAACUAAACAUAUUGAGAGAAUUGAAUGUGUUGAGAGAACUGAACGUAUUGAGAGAAUUGAAUGUGUUGAGAGAACUAAACAUAUUGAGAGAACCGAAUGUGCUGAGAGACAUGAACGUAUUGAGAGAAUUGAAUGUGUUGAGAGAACUAAACGUAUUGAGAGAAUUGAAUGUGUUGAGAGACAUGAACGUAUUGAGAGAAUUGAAUGUGUUGAGAGAACUGAAUGUGUUAAGAGUAGAGCUGUACUGA